AUGGCCCAAAGUUCCCAAGAGCAUGAAAUUGACAAGGUGGAGUGGGCCGAGCCUCUUGAUGACGAGAUUGACGAGCUGCAGCUCACAAAGGCACCACGAGAUUACCGCACGAUUCGUGGAGAACUUUGUGUACCGUGUCUUGAGCUCAUGUUAUCGACAGACAAUAUUACUUGUCUUCGAGACUCAAACUGUGAUGCAUGUCGCCUGUGCCGAGAAUCUAAACGGAAAUGUCGGAAAAUCCCCGCGCAAUUUGAUUCCAAGGUCCAUAAACUUCUUGAGACGCCUCUUCAUAGACGAGGACAGCUCAUCAGAGACCUUCUGUCUCAGGUAUGGGAGUUCGAGAAAGCCUUUAACAUUCAUAAGAAGACAAGGAAGAAAGUGAAUCAGGAGGAUCCCCGACAAUGCUAG
Messenger RNA from Penicillium daleae, 408 nucleotides. RefSeq lists its product as uncharacterized. Lineage: Eukaryota; Fungi; Ascomycota; Eurotiomycetes; Eurotiales; Aspergillaceae. The transcript has 2 exons. The record is from RefSeq and is a predicted model, not a curated record. Bases 1 to 408 code for a protein of 135 amino acids.